Molecule: messenger RNA, 3091 nt
Organism: Ostrinia furnacalis (Asian corn borer)
Lineage: Eukaryota; Metazoa; Arthropoda; Insecta; Lepidoptera; Crambidae
Product: WD repeat-containing protein 7-like
Exons: 9
Coding region: 1-1038 (345 amino acids)
Cellular component (GO): cytoplasm
Molecular function (GO): protein binding
Source: RefSeq, a predicted model, not a curated record
AUGGCAAGGAUGCAAAGCGCCGCGGGCAAUAAGAGGCGUAAGGACGGAGACAGCAGGAAGAGCUCCGUCGUCGAAGGGUUUACACUAAGCGCCUCCAACAACCUGGCGCGUCUCACAGCGUUAGCUCUGACGCACUUACUUCUGGCACCGGCCUGUGCGCGUUUACCGGCGCACACGCCGCUGCGAAGAGCCGCCGUUGAUUUACUUGGAAGAGGGUUCGCAGUCUGGGAGCCUUAUUUGGAUGUCAGCCACGUAUUACUUGGGCUCCUAGAGAUGUGCUCGGACGCCGACAAGCUGGUCCCGUCGAUGACGUACGGGCUGCCGCUCACGCCGCAAGCGGACUCCUGCAGAACCGCUCGACACGCCCUUACUUUGAUCGCUACGGCCAGACCUGGUGCCUUCAUUACAACAAUGGCUCGCGAGGUAGCCCGUGUGGCCGCGGCCCAGCAGGCCGGGCAGCCGUCGCCGGCGUCGCACGCGCUCCACAAAGGCCGUGCCGAAGUGUUGCGCGGGAUUGAACUGCUGAUCGAUAGGAUGCACAACGAGGUUGCUGAGUUACUGGUCGAGGUCAUGGACAUCAUCCUCCACUGCGUAGACCAGUCGCACCUGAAGAGCAAAGGACUUAACGAGGUUUUCCCGGCCAUCUGCCGCUACAACCAAGUCUCGCACUGCCCUGCCACCAGAAGGAUCGCUGUGGGCAGCCACACGGGCCAGCUAGCCAUGUACGAGCUUCGCGCCGGUCGCUGCCAGUCACUUGCUGCGCACAGCGGACCCGUCACAGCUUGUGCCUUCAGCCCCGACGGACGAUACCUGGUGUCCUACGCCACGGCCGACAACCGGCUGUCCUUCUGGCAGAGCACAGCAGGCAUGUUCGGCCUAGGAGCCGCCCAGACACGCUGCGUCAAGUGCUACAGCACGGCACCAAUGGCGGACGUCGCUCGCCUCAACCCGGCCAGGCUGGCGCGCCUCGUCUGGGCCAAUAGCCGCACCGUCACGCUCAUGCUUGCUGACGGCUCCGAGACUAGGUUUAACGUGUAGACACAACUCAAUACAGCUUACUGACGAAAAAUAAUGACACUGACAUAAUAUAAUAACUUACAACAGCCUGCUGACGCCAUAUAAUAGCUUACUAACGCCUCGUGUUAGCCAACAGUCGCACCGUCACGCUCAUGCUCGCUGACGGCUCCGAGAUUAGCAAGCACUGAUACCAAACACAGGCUUACUGACGUCAAAUAAUAACUUGCUGACGGCUAGCACCGGCUUACUGACACCAAACGACUCUGAGACUAGGUUCAACGUGUAGGCCAGGGACUAGAUUACUGACGCCAUUUAAUACUUUGCUGACGUCAUAUAAUACUAUCUGACACCAUAAGACUCUAGAUUUGCCGCGCUAGAUUCAGACACAAGCCUAGAUAGUAAAUACCAGCUUACUGACGCCAUAUAAUAACUUACUGACGCCAAUCAACUGCUUGCUGACGUCUCAUAAUAACUUACUGACGUUAAACUAUUAAAAUAUGGCUCUGAGACUAGAUUCAACGUGUUAAGACCAUCUUAGAUACCAAAUACCGGAUUCUGACGACAAAUUGCUUGCUAACACCAAUUACCUGCUGUCAGUAAGCAGGAAAUUGGUGUCAGCAAGCAAUUUGUUUGUUGUUUGGCCGCUAAAUAAAAGAAAUUUGAUCAUUUAAUAAUAAUAAUAAAUAUUUUAUAGAUAUAAAUGUAUAAUGACGUUAAAACAUUCACAUGUACUAUUGUAUUUUCAUGUAAUUUUGAGGACAGGUGUGAAGUAUUAUUAUGGAGAGGCUUAACUAAAAUUGACCUUAUUUUUUGAUAUGUAAGGUAUAUUAUUCAUUGACUAACAUCAGUAAUUAUAUUCUUUAUUUUAUUUUAGAUCUUAAUUAAACUUAGUUUAGGCCGAUUAUUGGUUUUAGUCCUUUUUGUUGUACUGAUAUGCAGUUCAUAGCACAUUUAUCUAUUAAUUUAUUUAAUUACGAACCUUAUAAAAAGAUACAAAGUCGAAAAUGCUUUGGAUAAAUCUGCUGUUGACUGUACUAUGAAGAAAAUAUUGCAAAUUAGUUAAUAUUCAAAAUAACCUGUGUCUAAUCUGAAGAAAAAGAAACAUUAAUUCUUUUAAUUAAUUUAUUUUCGUCUCCAACGUCUGUUUUUCAAUUUAAUGUAUGAGAUUAUCAGUAUUUUUCUUAGCAAAAUUAUUGUCGUAUUUAAUUUAGUUUUAUUUAAUGACUAAUACCUUAGUAUAUUUAGUUGCUUUGUGACUAAAAUGUCGUAAAUGUUGUGACUGUUUAGUUAAAUAUUUUAGACUUAAGUUUCUGCAUUUAUGGAUUAGAAUUGACACUUAAUAUCCUCGUAUAAGAAACGAGACUCAAAAUUCGAUUGAAAUGCAUGUGUUUGAUUGAUUUCUUCUGUUUGAGUAUUUAUAUUUAUUGAGUAAAGUUUCAAUAUGAUCUACAUAUGUAAUGUCUUUAUUUAGAUGCCAUCUUGAGAAUAACAAGUAACUGGGUUACAGUAAUUUUAAAUUGAUACAUUCUAAUUAUGUAUAUUAAAGAUAAGCAAUUUUUCUUUCUACUGUAAAGUUGCUAAUACUGACUAGCACAAUGUUAGAACUUAACACAAGAAAUAUGUUCCAAAAAUAUUUGAUUCUCCAUACAAAUAAUGAACUCGAAAUCACAAAAAAUCAAAUCAAUAUUUUGACAUUUUAAAUAACUGUCACUUUGACAGUUGUUUAUGGCCCAAAUGUUAAAUUAUUGAUUUGAUUUGAUAAUCCAACUUAAAUUCAUGUAAUUUGUGAAAAGAAGCGAAUAGUUUUGUGUUUAACUUAUCUUAAUUUUUAGAAAAAAUAUUGAUGUGCCCUUUUUAGGGUUACAAGUACGGUUUUAAAGUAUAUCUUAAUACGUAGCAUCCCUACUUCUUUAAAAGCUAAGGGAUAAAUCGCCUAUUUUUGUCUUGUACCUGUAUUCCAAAUUUCUAUUAAUUUUGAAAUCAUUUAUUUUAUAAAAUAAUUAACUUUUUUCACACAAAGUUACAAUAUCCAGUACAUAAUUAAUAAAUAUGGAUUUGUCUUGCAAAUCGAUUG